AAAGAAGUACAGCGCGAAACCAACUAUGGCACUUGACAAGACCCUUCUUGGAGCCCAGAAGGGUUUACUCACAAAGCCAGUCUUUGGCCAGCUCCUGACCAUCAAGUUGAAACAUCAAGAUGACACAAUGCACACGGCCAUCACCGGUCUGAUCCGUGACCUGGACAAUACCAUCAACUCCAAGCAUCAAGAUUGCGGCCUUGUGGCAGCCUUCUCCCCUGCGCUCUGGGGUAAGUGGACAGGGCGAGAUAUUCCCAUCCGCACCAAAGUCCUGGACGGCAAGCACAGCGACACUCGCAAGUUUCGCAACACGGGAGGCGACAUCCUGCUCUAUGUUAAAGCCCCAAGCCACGAGAAGGCUCAAGAGAUUGUCUCGGCUUUGCUCCCUGAUCUCGAACCACUCGUGGGCCCGGGCCAAGUUGACAUCACCAUCGGCGGCAAGCGUUCAGAUAGCCGUGUCAUUGGAGGCCGCUACGUCGAUGGCAUCACCAACCCAAACGACCCAGUCACCCUCGUCGAAGACAUCCUCAUCCGUGACGGGCCCUAUCCCGGCUCCUGCUUCGGCCUCAGCCAAAAGUUCGAGUUCGACUGGCCAGCCAUUGCCACCCAGACGGCAGACGCACAAGAUGAGAUGAUCGGCCGCAACGUGGACGGCGCUGUCCUAUCCCAGCACGGCCUCCGCGGGCAUGUCCACCGCGCAGGCAACGUGAGAGACGCCAACGGCGACCAGAAGAAAAUCCUGCGACAGGCCAUGCCCUAUGGGACAGCCGGCGGGUACUCUGCGCGUGAGGAGGGGAUCAUGUUUGUGGCCUUUUGCAAUGAGCAGGAACGGUUCGAGGCGCUGCUGAAGCACCUUGUUGGAAAGCAGGCAGGACACGCCGCGGACCUUUUGCUGGCGACUGUGCAGGGCAUUGGUGGCAGUUACUGGUACGUGCCAGCGGCGGCUGAGCUGGGCGUUGCCGGCGUCUCUGGGCCCGAUGAUAUCUACGAGGAGGAUCAUUGGAAUGUCAGGAGUAAGAACGGCUAUUUAUUCUACAACUCGCAGGACUAUCUUCACCAGAUGGGCCAACACCAUUACGUUGGUGGCGACCCGCCUAGUGAUCGCGUCCUUGGGCUCAUGGCGAGAGCCUUCAAUCACUGGCGCGACGGAUGGCUUCAUCGCCAAAACUUUCCUCGUCUACCGCAUCUGAGUAUCCUUCUCGAUCCAAAGGACAAGGAGAUUCUUCGAGGUCACGAGAAGGAUGUGGCACUGCUCAAGGCCCUCGCCAACUCCCACACCCUGGCUGGCCUCCUCUCUUCACCAGACUCGACAAUUGCGAAAGAGAACAACCUCUUGCGCAUCGAGGCCAGAGAGCUCAUUGUUGGGCAAAUUCCCGACUUCACCCUCGGUCGGGGAAAGGAGGUCGUUCCUUACUUGGACCAGGAUGAGGAACUCGCACACUGGCUCAAGAAUGGGCUCAACGAACACGCUUCUAUGGGACACAUUGUGCCCGACUAUGAUCUCGUGGUUAAGAAGGGUGUGCAGGGCUUGAUCGACGACCUCCAGAGCCGUCGCGAGGCCAAGGGAGGUGAUGCAAAUCAGUCCACUUUUUACAAGGCGUCCAUCAUCUCACUGCACGCCGUCCAAUCUUACCUGGAGAAUUGGGCUUUGAACUGCGACAAGGUGACCCAAUUACCUGGCCAAGCACCCGAAGACGUGCAGAAUAUGAAAGACAACGCAGCGCGCCUACGACGUCUGGUGAACCAACCACCCGAGACCUUCCAAGACGCGGUGCAGCUCAUUUUCUCGUUCCACUGCUGCUUGCAUCUCGUGGGAGAGCUCACCUCGUUCUGCCGCCUCGACCAGAUCCUCUGGCCCUUUUGGCAGCGUGAGAAGGAAAGCCUAUCAACAGAGAAAGCGCAGGACAUCAUUGAUUGCCUCUUCAUCAAGAUUGGCGAGAACGCUUUUAUCGACCGCGCCUUCAUCUACGAUUAUUGUAAUAUAGGCACAUGUGCAGUGUGUGGGAUCGGAGGUAACUUUCCUCAGGGCGGAGGAAUCAACCAAUGGGUGCAGCAGAUUACAGUGGGUGGUUACAAAUUCACAGACGAUGAAAAGCCCGAGGGCGGCGCGAACCCAGUCACCAUGUUGUUUCUGAAGGCUGCACGACGGAUUCCCGUCAAUGCGCCCACGGUGUCGCUACGAACGUACAAGGACAUCCCUCAGGAAUUUCUGGACGAGGCAGCCAAGUGUCUUCUUUCUGGCGGCGCUCAGCCGAUGCUCUAUAACGACGACAAACUCUGCCAGGGCCUGUUGGACUCCGGAAGCACCGUCACGCGUGCGUGGUCCAGAAACUAUGCCGCAGAUGGCUGCUACGAGCCCAUGUUUGCUGGGGCCAACGACUUCACCUUUGCGAGUGUCGCUCUCAUGCAGGCACUGGAGCAGACUCUGAACCAGGGGGCUACGUAUGGCGCCGCGGGACCAAUCUACCUGCGAGGACUGAAGCAGACAUUUCGCUCUCCACCCGCCAAGGAGAUGAAGACCUUUGAGCAGCUACAGGAGGUCUUUGUAAAGCAGCUGGAGUGGCUUGUCAUCCAGUGUUACAACGUCAUGCUCAGCAACUAUGGGAACCUUGUCAGCGUCUGCCCUAGUCCUCUCCUGUCGGUCGUCAUCGACGGGUGCUCGGAAAAGGGGCGAGACCUGACGGAUGGAGGUGGCCGUUUUCACCUCAUUGCGCCCAUGUGCAUGGGUGUCUCCAACACAAUCGAUUCUCUGUACGCCAUCAAGAAACUGGUAUAUGACCCCGAGACUGCGAUCACCACCCUGCAGGAAUUGGUGCGCUGUCUGAUGAACGACUGGGGGUUCAACAUGGUUGAACCCUUCCAAGAUCAGCUGUUGGGACCUGCUGACGCAGCCGAGCAUGGUCUACGAUUCCAACAGCUCCGAGAUACCGCUCUUGCUCUCCCCAAAUGGGGUGGAGGCGACGAGGAAGUCAACGCCCUGGGCGAAUGGCUCAUGGACCAACUUGUCAGGCUAUGCACAAGCGUCAUAGAUAAGGACAACCCCUCGCCGGCGCUCAAGCCGCAGCUGGAUGCCAUCAAGGAACGCUACAAGGAUGAUGAGGGCGGCUUCGAAUUUGUGGUGACGCCUGGUAUCGGCACCUUCGAGGGCUAUGUCGGUGAUGGAGCAGCGUGCGGCGCCUCGGCUGAUGGACGGCGGAACGGCAGCCCUCUCGCCUCAGACAUGUCGCCGGCACCUGCGCCGCAGGACCUGAACCCUCCGAACCCGCGCUUCCGCAAUAUCUACCAGGCUAUGAAGAGCGUCAAGGGGCAUGCAGCCGAGUAUGGACUCUCCAAUGCGACUCCGGUCGAUAUGAACAUCCAGGAAUCUUUCCCGCUGGACGAGCUCCAACAAUUCGUCAAGGCCUUUGCCGCAGGUGAUGUUGGCGGGAAUUUGAUCUCACUCACAUGUGCCGAUCUCUCUACUUAUGCAGCUGCUUCGAGGGACCCUGAGAAGUACAACUUGAUUCGUGUGAGAAUGGGAGGCUGGACCGAGUUCUACGCCACCAUGUUUCCCGAGCAUCAGAAACAGCAGCAGAGAAGGCAGUACUUUACGCAUUAAGUGAUGAUGGGUAGAUCAAGGGGAUCGUGGAAUUGGAAGUACAACUAUUUGAGUAGUUUCCCUCUCUCUCUCUCUUUUUUACAUGGCACACCAUCAGAUGGUGAUUUGUUCACGAUUUCUCAUGUGGUUGUGGUUGUUGCGAGACACGCAGGAAUAAUUGAGGAAUGCAGGCAGGCAUGACUUCGUGGGGCACAGGCUUAUCUAAUACAUCCGUUAAGUCCUGUAAGAGCGCGGUUUGGUGGCGGAUUUCGGAGAGUCUGAAAUCCGGGCAUUUGUGCACAGCAAAUGUCGUAUUUAGGUGCCUCCAAUUCCGGCCACGAAGUAGUGCCAUUGAAUCACUACUAAGCCCUGCAGUCAUCCUGAUCAAUACUCAAUGUCCGUCAUAGAUAUCAACACAUCAUAAUUCUUAUCAGCUAAAGUCUUAUAUGGACAACAACAGACAGGCAGGGCAGCCAGCCCCAUAUGGUCAAGCG
Messenger RNA from Cryphonectria parasitica EP155, 4071 nucleotides. Its product is annotated as PFL-like glycyl radical enzyme. The transcript has 3 exons. The record is from RefSeq and is a predicted model, not a curated record. Bases 26 to 3598 code for a protein of 1190 amino acids. Gene Ontology annotation, cellular component: cytosol. Gene Ontology annotation, molecular function: peroxidase activity; heme binding. NCBI's taxonomy places the organism in Eukaryota, Fungi, Ascomycota, Sordariomycetes, Diaporthales, Cryphonectriaceae.